CCCGCAUUCCACCCAGGGCUCCCUACAAUAACAGCCCAUCUGAAUACGCAGACGCUAUUCGUCGAGCAACGACAUGGAGGCCAAGUAUUCCAAAGAACAGAUCACCGCGUACUUUGAGCGCAUCUCGCUGCCCGCGAAGCUUUGGACGUAUGAUGUUUCCGGGCUCGAUGCCAAGGCGAGCUUGGAAAUCGUCAAGUCGUUGAUCAAGCAUCACCUAACUUCGGUGCCAUUCGAGAAUCUAGCCCUUCAUUACUCCCCGCACCGGACAGUCGUUCUACAUCCGGAAGAAGUGUACAGAAAGAUUGUGACCAACAGGCGCGGCGGCUACUGCAUGGAACUCAAUGCUACUUUCGGCUGCCUGUUAAGGAGUUUAGGCUACACUCUGUACCACGUUGGCGCACGAGUCAACAGUUCUCCCACGGCGCAGUCCUUCGGGCCAUUCAACCACAUGCUCAACAUUGUGACUAUAGGCUCCGACCGGUACCUUGUUGAUGUAGGAUUUGGCUCGAACUACGUUCCUACUGUGCCAGUGCGUCUCAUAAACGACGCGACGGGCUUCUCAAACGUGCCGCCCGCUUCCGCGAGACUUGUCUUCAAGGCGAUCGAGGGUGCCGCAAACCCGUAUGCCAAGCUGUGGGUGUACCAGCACCGAACGGGACCGGACGUAAACGACGGGGGAUGGAAAGACAUGUACUGCUUCAACGCCGACCUUGAGUUCAGACACGACGACUUCGAGAUGAUGAAUUAUUGGACGAGCACGAGCAAGAAGUCAAUCUUCACGCACAAAGUUAUAUGCAACAAGAUGAUUUUUGGAGAGGGGGACCAAAGGGAAGAUAUAGUGGGGACCAUAGGCUUGAUGAGAGAGCUGAAACGUAGGGUGGGUAAGGAGUCAACCAUUUUAAAUGACUUUGAUGAAGAGAAGGAUAGAGUAGAUGCUUUGAAGCAGCACUUUGGAAUUAGCUUAAGUGAAGUUGAGAGGGAGGCAAUUCGAGGAACAGUGGAUGAAAUCAAGUAGUUUCUGGCAUUCGUGCACAGAUUCGCGGGUUUCAACAAAGCUAGUAAUAGACGACUGAAUACGAUGUCACAACUACCGC
Verruconis gallopava is the source of this 1094-nucleotide messenger RNA. RefSeq lists its product as uncharacterized. The record is from RefSeq and is a predicted model, not a curated record. Gene Ontology annotation, molecular function: acetyltransferase activity. NCBI's taxonomy places the organism in Eukaryota, Fungi, Ascomycota, Dothideomycetes, Venturiales, Sympoventuriaceae. The coding region runs from base 74 to 1015 and encodes 313 amino acids. The transcript has 2 exons.